CAACAUUGUACAUUGGCGACUGGUCUGCGCAAACUUCUACAGGCCUGUCGCAAGUGCUUGCAGUCGGUAUCAUCGCCCGGUCACUCUCUUUCACGCCCCUUAACGCCCACUAUGGCUCCUCGUUCGUCUGUUCGCGUCGGACGCGAAGAUGUCAACUACUCCGCGGUUGGAAAGCUGGGAAGGUGAGACUUUGCGAGCACAGCAUGAAGUGCCCGACUGAUCCAAUACAGACGCACCGGAGUCACGCUCGAGCAAAGACCUCUCGAUGCUAACGGAAUGGAGGAAAUCACUGGCAUCUUCUCAUCCCCGCGCAAGCCAUCUCCCUUGAAGAAUAUGAUAGUUAUGGAGAGUGUGGAAGAAGCAGAAUCCGCCUUGACUCCUGCGCAGGCUCCGUCAAGCACUCGAAGAUCGACUCGCGCUACGCCAAUGCGGCCUCCCCGGUCAUCGUCGCCCAAAAAAAGCGGUAUCAGCGGCACUGCUCGGCGAAGCCAGAACGUUGAUAUAUUCUCGACGAGAAAAAGCCUGCAGCCGGAAGAUCCUGAAGACCGUGAGAACACCCCGACCGGUACCACCACCCGGCUUAUACAACAGUUCACACCCACACCCAGUCCGGAAAAGUCACCUUUACGGGAUAUUACCAUGAAUGGCAGCUACACAAAUGGUAGAGCCAGGCUUAGUAUGGUGGAAAUAGAAAGAACGAGUGAAAAUGCGCCUUCCAUUGAGGAAGACGAGCAAGAUACUUACGCCGAGGACGUGCAAGAGGCGGCAGUGACUUCACAUGUGACUGAAGCUCACACACCCGUUUAUGGCGACGAUGGGGAUGUCGCGGUAUUCGACAACGAGGAGCGAGGAGCAUCUGAAGAGCUGGGCAGCCCUUCCAAACAAUUCGACGACGAAGAGGUCGAUCGGACAUUUGAGCCUGAACCCUCGGUGGGCCCUGUAGUACACAAUCAGGCCAAUUCUCGGAAGAAGCGAAAAUCGGACGUUUUCGAGCACGAUGAAGAAGCGGCCCUUUCUCCUGUACUUCAAAAAGCUCGUAAAACUCAAAGACAGGGACCAAAACCCGCGCCGGAACCGUCUCACGCUGCCCAAGAACAGUUGUCAUCGAAAGCGAAAGGCAAAAAACCGCUGAGAAACAAAGACGCCAACAUCAAGAUGUCUUCACGGCAGCAAAAACAACUCGACGAUAUCAUAGAGAAAGUGAAAGCAAGGCCUGGUCCACCCAGAUCGUUAUACAUUCUACACCGAGAAACGCCCGCCGAUGACACAGUAACUCAUACCAGAAGCGGUCGCGUAAGCAUCAAGCCAUUGGCAUACUGGCGCAACGAGCGGUGCGUUUAUGGUGGCAGCCCUAGGAGUGGCGGUCUGGCGGACGGCGCUCGCUUUCCCCUUAACAGCAUAAAGGAGGUUGUCCGAACAGAAGAGGUCGAACCGAGUAUGCCGAAAAAGGUCAAAAAGAAGAAAACUGGCAGAGGCAAGAGCAGAUCACGUACCAUAUCAGCCGAGGAUUCGGACCCUUCUGGCUCUGAUUGGGAUAUGGACGAUGCGCCGAAAGGAGACGCCCAUGCUGAACCCUGGGAAACCGAAACCGGUACGCUGCGUGGUACUGUGUCGAUAUGGGACCCGUCAGAACAAGCACCGCUGGGAGAAGAGGAGGAAAUUGAAAUCGCACAUGCCCCGGCAGCUAUUAAGACGCGCGAAGUCAAGGCUUCUAGUCUUCAUGAGGGUCCAACAUUCAGAUAUGCGAAACUGCUCAGCACGAAAUUCUUCGGUACAGGACUGGUGGAUCUGCCUCCUGGUGGCAUCAAGCGGCCCAAGAACAGCCGGAAAAUGCAUAUGAGCUUUUUCGUGGUGAAGGGACGUGUAACGGUCAGUGUCGGCCCUAUGGGGGCCGAUGAGACUGGAAGCAUGAACCGGUUCAGUAUUGGGAAAGGGGGCUAUUGGCAGGUCCCGAGGGGAAACCAAUAUUCAAUUGAGAAUGAACUCGACAAGCCGGCGCGGAUAUUUUUCAGUCAGGGUUGCGAAACCUCGUCUGCCGCGGAUGAGGAAUGAGUGUUUGUCAAGAUCAGACCCGAAUGUACCAGGAUCUUGGUCAUCUAUGCCCAUAAUGUCUGAUUGCCAUCUUCGGGUUGAUGAGGCAAACACUCACUGAACUGUGAAUGCUUGAACCUUGUGAAUGAAAUGAGGCCUGGCGAUCAUAGAGCUGCUGUGCAGCCAUGCUGCGCGUGUACAGUAGGCUGCAACGUUAAUGAGAAUGCUUGGGAGGAAGUUGGAUCUUCCAGGCACAUUAUGUAUAGCGCCUUAGAAGAAGCCCCAUCUCCGCAUUAAGGAAG
Exophiala xenobiotica is the source of this 2333-nucleotide messenger RNA. RefSeq lists its product as hypothetical. The transcript has 3 exons. The coding region runs from base 277 to 2052 and encodes 591 amino acids. Gene Ontology annotation, cellular component: kinetochore. Gene Ontology annotation, biological process: spindle attachment to meiosis I kinetochore; attachment of mitotic spindle microtubules to kinetochore; kinetochore assembly. The record is from RefSeq and is a predicted model, not a curated record. Gene Ontology annotation, molecular function: centromeric DNA binding. NCBI's taxonomy places the organism in Eukaryota, Fungi, Ascomycota, Eurotiomycetes, Chaetothyriales, Herpotrichiellaceae.